Molecule: messenger RNA, 2417 nt
Organism: Camellia sinensis
Lineage: Eukaryota; Viridiplantae; Streptophyta; Magnoliopsida; Ericales; Theaceae
Source: RefSeq, a predicted model, not a curated record
CACUCCACUCUACUUUUGAUCUGUAUUCAUAUCUAUGUAUGUAUGUAUGUACUAGCAUCUGGGCAAACGCAAUGCCUGUUCAUAUUAUGAGUGUAUCAAUUAAAUAGCUUCUAUGAUGCAUUGUUCCCAACACCUUCAAUGCAUGGAAAAAUUCUCACAAUCUCUUGUUAACCCUACUACAUCCCAUUACAAUUUUUAACCAAGAAAUGUAAGUAACAAAUAUAUUCUAUGAUACAUUUUUGCAAACACCUUAAAUGCACACUCCAUUGCACGCACAUCCCGUAGAAUUUUUAGUAUAAUAAAUCAAUUAAGACUCGGAACUUUGCAUGGAUUAUCAAUCCAAUGCGAAGAAUUAAUAAAUAUAUGUUGAAGAAAAGAAUGUUCAUUUUCUGUAACCCAAGACUGAAAAAAUUUUAAAAAAUAAAUAAAUAAAUAAGGAACCAAAAUAUUGUAAGAUUGUUAUUCAAUGGUGAUCAAGUAACUGUUGUGGGUGUAUCUCGUAUUCUACCCGGUUUGUGCUUAUAUUUGUUAGUGACUUCCAAAAGAGUUCGCAAACACACGACUGGGAUGCAAUUGAGAGCACAACAUAUAAUGGGUAAAAGUGUAUGGUACUAUUCCGCGCUAUCAUAAAAAAGAGCAACUCUACACCACACCUUGUAUAUUUUUUUACGUUAUACCUGUCUAAUGCCUUCAUUAGGGGUUCUUAAAUAAACUGCACAAAAGUUUUAGGUUCAGGAGAUGUGUUUGGUCCUUUUGGAUUUAUGUUUCUAUUAGGUCUGAGGAAAGUAGGUUACUGACAUGAGAUGUGGGGUUUUUUAAUCAGUUACUGAAUUAUAUUUCAAAUUCACACAUUUGCCCUUUAGUAAUUGAACUCGAAAACACCUGCUGCUUGAAUCUUCUCAAGAUGUUUUGGGCAUUCAUGAGAAUUCAUAUCGUGGCACAACUUAAGCUUAACCAAUUCAAAGUGCUUGCAUAUUAUAAUAAUGUGUAUAUAUAGAUAUAUGUGUGUGUGUGUGUGUGUGAAAUAGAUGCACAUUCAGUAAGUUUUUAGUUGAUAUUGAGUAUUCCAUCAAACAUUGGCUUUGAGUCGUCAUCCAAUUUCAGCAGCCGCGUGGGUUCUUGACCUUGAUAAAGAUGAAACAUCAAGAGAAGAGAGCAAGAAGAAGAAGAGGAAGAUUGAAUCGGUGUCUACUGGGGAUGACCGGAAGAAAAAAGAUUUGUUUGGAGAUUUGCUUCGAACCUAGUACCACUUCCUGUGGACUCAGCUUUUGUGAGAAAUGUUUGCGUUCUGUGGCUGAAAAAUGUGGGAGACGAUGCCGGUGUAGGCAGCUAAUCAGCAAUGGAAGAUGUUGCACUGUGAAUACAGCCCUUUGGAAUACUGUACAGAUUCUGUUUCCACAAGAAGUUGAGGCAAGGAGGGCAGCUGAAGCACCAAAAACUCGAGGGAAUCACUACAAUUUGAGGAACCAGAGCAUUCAAACAGUAAAUAGUCCGGGGGCAGAGUGUCAAAGCGUGAGAAGAGUGAGUUAUCAUGAAGUAAUUAACUGAAGCAUGAGGAGUAGAAGAAGGGUGCCAAGCAUAGAGGAAGAUGCUGCCUUGGCUCGAAGGUUGCGGAGGGAAGAGUACAUGGAGGCUUUUCUUAGUAGGGGAUCUGGUGAGCAAUAUAGAAGCUCCCUUUCCUUAGCAACCCAAACUCGUUUUAGGGCUAUGGCUGUAGGAAAAAUGGUUUGGAAAUCAUUAAUGGGUGAUUGAGAAAUUGACUCCAAAGUGCACCAUUUGAGUAUGGGUUUAAGACGAAAUUUAUUUAAUUUAAAAUUUGAUUUUAUUUAGAUAUAUUCGUUAAUUUUUUGAGUCAAAAUUAAACAGAAUUUGAUUCAGAAUUCGAAUUCUUUUGAAAGAACAUUCAUGUCUUUUUUGGUUGCACAUUUUUAUGAAAAAGAGGUGACUCAUUUGAAAAGUCAUCAUGACUAUUCGAAGAGCCACCAAUUCAUCUAUAUAAACAAGCUCCCAUUGCAUUCAUUUAAAAAAAAAAAAAAAAAUUCAUCGUUUGUUUCUUUUCUUCUGCACUCUGUCUUUUUUGUAAGAGAAUUCUGCACAGUAAGGUUCGUCAGACUUGCCAUGGUAGUGCUACUUCUGCAAGGUUUGAUCGUUGUAUCCUGAGAGACGAAUGUCCAAUAAAAACUUGUGAGCACCCUAGCGAGGGACAAAUUUGUCUUAAAGACAGAGUAUCACACACUCGACUUGAUCUUUUUGUACUUAUUCGGUUUAAGAAAUAAAUUCUGUAAGUAAUUUAUUUUUAUUUGUUUGAUUUGGUUUCAACUUAUUUAUUUUCCGCAGAAGAUUGUUCCAACAAUCUUAAGAUAAAUUCGGUGUUCUAUUUUAUUUGUUAGAUAUUAUAUUUCUGUGUUUAUGUUCAA